Messenger RNA from Olea europaea var. sylvestris, 373 nucleotides. RefSeq names its product auxin-induced protein 15A-like. Gene Ontology annotation, biological process: response to auxin. The record is from RefSeq and is a predicted model, not a curated record. Bases 63 to 359 code for a protein of 98 amino acids. The transcript has a single exon. Lineage: Eukaryota; Viridiplantae; Streptophyta; Magnoliopsida; Lamiales; Oleaceae.
UUUUAAUCUUUUUAAUCCUUUUAUUGAAUCUCCUUGUUUUAUUUGCUCUACUCUUGUGAAAAAUGGGAAUUAGAAAAAUUGGGAUUUCUCAUGCUAAAAAACUUGGACGAAGGAUUUCUCCUAGAAAGGGAAGCAUUUCGACUGGUGUCAAUGAUGUUCCUAAAGGCCAUUUUGCAGUUUAUGUAGGCGAAGAACACAGGCGCUUCGUCGUUCCAAUAUCUUUCUUGAACAAUCCGUUAUUUCAAGAAUUGUUGCAUUGGGCAGAAGAAGAGUUUGGAUACGAUCAUCCCACGGGAGGCCUUACAAUUCCAUGCACUGAAGAUUAUUUCUUAUGUCUCACUGCUCUACUAAGUUCUUAGGUAAAUUACAGUUC